Molecule: messenger RNA, 474 nt
Organism: Recurvomyces mirabilis
Lineage: Eukaryota; Fungi; Ascomycota; Dothideomycetes; Mycosphaerellales; Teratosphaeriaceae
Exons: 1
Coding region: 1-474 (157 amino acids)
Source: RefSeq, a predicted model, not a curated record
AUGCCACCAUCACAGAAGAUCCAAGAACAGCUUGACCAGGGAGCCAUUCCUAAUUAUGUCUCCAAUGUCUGCCCUCAGGGCACAAAGAUCUGGUUGCUGGAGGUAGGAUGGCUCGAGGCUGACGAAGGGUUCGUGAUCCGUGGUGGUAACACGUCGUUGAAAAGUACUGGGGACAAAGCGUUCGUGAACAAGCGUCGACAGAUGCCGAUGUACUGUGUCCUUAUUGAGCAUCCGAUUGAGGGCUGUAUCUUAUGGGAGACAGGAUGUGGAAAGGACUACCCAGAGAUCUGGGGACCUGUGGUCUCGGACAUCUUCAGUCGUGUACGCUACGAACCUCACCAUGAGCUUGAUGCUGCGAUCGAAGCUACUGGCCACAAGCUUGAGGACAUCAAAAAGAUCAUUAUUGGCCACUUGCACCUGGAUCAUGCGGGUGGGCUAGACAUGUUCUUGGACCGCAAGGAUGUCGAGAUCUAG